Messenger RNA from Aedes albopictus (Asian tiger mosquito), 942 nucleotides. RefSeq lists its product as uncharacterized. NCBI's taxonomy places the organism in Eukaryota, Metazoa, Arthropoda, Insecta, Diptera, Culicidae. The record is from RefSeq and is a predicted model, not a curated record. The transcript is spliced from 3 exons. Bases 1 to 942 code for a protein of 313 amino acids.
AUGCAGCUCAACAAUCAGAAGCAACAGACAGCUACAACGAAUCCUGCAGAGGAGAAGCCUGUUUCAACAACACAGCUACAGGAUAGCAGCACCAACGAGGUGGUGGCCUGCUCGGGCGGACUGGCGGCGAACUCCAAACGAUUUCCAGCCAGUUCAAUCACUAUCCUACCAACAGCAUUGCUUGACGAAGCCCAGCUAAGGAAUUUGCAGAAACUCAACCUUGCUGAUCCGGUUUACAACAAAGCUAGUCCUAUCGACGUCAUCCUGGGAGCUGAUGUGUUUCUCUCGGUACUCCGUGAUGGACAAAUACGUGAUCAGUUCAAACAACCCGUGGCCCAGAACUCGGUUUUCGGCUGGAUCAUUUCCGGUAAGCACAACGACAGCGAUGACAACGAUGCGGCAUUCAGUCUUUGCAGUGAGAUUGAUAUCGACAAAACCCUUCGGAUGUUUUGGGAGUCCGAGGAACUGCAAAAAGCGAAACAGUUCACUCCUGAGGAGCAGCUAGUGAUGGAGCACUGCGAAAAAACUUACAGCCGUGACGGAAGCGGUCGUUUUAUCGUGCGAUUGCCGUUCAACAACAAGAAGCAUGAGAUCGGUGAAAUCUACACUGCGGCAGUGCGACGUCUGCAUGCCAUGGAACGGAGAUUCAAAACAGAUCCGGAAUUCGAGGAAUGCUACAAAGCCUUUAUGAAGGAUUAUGCCAGCCUAGGUCACAUGGAGCGCAUCCCUGAUUCGGAAGUAGAUGUAGGAAGUAACUGCUAUUACCUUCCCCAUCACGCUGUUACAAAGGAGGAUAGUCUCUCGACUAAACUACGAGUCGUUUUUUAUGGGUCGUGCCCUUCAACAACCGGCAUAUCCCUCAAUCAAACGCUCUACGUUGGACCCAACAUAAAUCCGGACUUGUUGGUCGUCCUUUCGCGGUUCCGAACGUCGCUGAUGUGA